Molecule: messenger RNA, 2401 nt
Organism: Paramuricea clavata
Lineage: Eukaryota; Metazoa; Cnidaria; Anthozoa; Malacalcyonacea; Plexauridae
Source: the annotation of a GenBank genome assembly
AUGGCGACGCAUCAAUUUUCUCCGAAAUUGGAGGAGAAGAGGCCAAUAUCCGAUGCUUUGGUUGACGAUGGACACAAUAUUAUCAGUGAAAGCGAUACGCCAUUGUCAAACCCAGACAUGAGUGCUUACAACGACAGCGUACCUGAGUUCAAUGACGCCGACUCGAAGGGCGAAGGUAGUUUAAGAAGCGCUAACGAGCCCGGCAACAAUGACGAAAUAAACACACUACCCGCUGAUGACGAGGAAAAUGUUAGAAGUGAUAGCGUGGUCAACGUGAAAUCUGAAGAUGAAGCAUCAAAGGGCGCGAGUGAUGAGGCAGAUGGUAAUUUUUUACCAAAAAUCUGGCGGGUGAGUGUUUCUGCUUUUUUUCACUUUGUACUUGUUCAGCUGACACAAGCCACGACAGCUUAUUGUAAAAAUAAAAUACUACCUAUACACCACACCACCACGUUUAAGCUUAUUGUAGAAUGCUACCAAACAAACCCCAACGUUUGAGAUAUCUUUUUCAUGCAGUUCGGACACUAACCACGGCAGCUUAUUGGAACAUACUAUCUAUACAGUGGGCCAUCACGUUUGAGAUAUCGUUCUCAGCCAUAGUUUCAGACAGAUAUUUUAGAUCGAGAACGCGGACGUCAAAGACGACGUGAAAAUGGCGUGUUGUGCCCAUGUAGGGAUAUGCCACGUCAUUUGACGCCAUUUUCACGUCGUCUUUGACGUUAAUUGUGUGUUACGGACACGGUGAUUGGGCUCAUUGUAUUCUCGUAUAAUGAAGUAAUCGUCCAAUCGUCCAAUAUAAGAAUACCGUGAACAUCCGAAAAUAAGCCCCCCCGAAUAUAAGCCCCCCCCCCCCGUGUAUAAGCUCACCACAUCUACUAACGCUCACCUCAUUCCAAAUAUAAGCCCCCUCCCGAAUAUAAGCCCACCCGAAUAUAAGCCCACUUGUUUAUCACUAUUGUUUAUCACUAUUACCACUAUUAAUCACUAUUAUUACUAUGCUUAACACUUGUUUAUCACUAUUACACUAACACAAAAGAUCGUCCAUGUAUAAGCCCCCCCCCCCCCCAGUCUCCCCUUGUAUAAGCCCAUCAAAAAUCGCUUACGAAAGAAUAUAAGCCCAGGGCUUAUAGUCGGAGGUUUACGGUAUAGUCUUGAACUAUCUGUGCCAGUGUAGAUAGUGCCAAUAAUACGAACAAGAUUUCGUUGCUAGGGAUGCAACUACCUCAAAAAUAUAAGGACUGAGCAUUUCGCAGCAUGAGCUCCACCUUUGAAUUUACUAUAUGAGUAAAUUCUUAAACACGUCCGAAUUUAUCAUUAUGAUAAAUUCGCGGCAAAUUUUGAAUUUAUCAUAAUAAUAAAUUCGCGGCACCUAACACUAACUCUAACCCCAACCCUAACCACUAACCACUAACCACUAACCCCUAACCCCUAACCACUAACCACUAACCCCUAACCCUAACUUUUUAAACUUUUUAAAUUUUUUUAACUUUUUUAAAAAUCUAAUUUUUUAAACCUUUCUUGAUUUUCAAAACUCUUUUAAAACUUUUUAAAACUUUUUUGGGAACUAUUUUUUUAAAAACUAUUUUCCCAAAAAACUUGAAAAACUCCCCCAUCCCCGCGCGACACACCUCCCUUCCAGUGCCAUUACAUUUAUAGCAAGAAACCUUGUGUAAUGCUUGUGGUUUUAGGAUUAACUCUAUUGAUAAAUUCAAUGUGCCGCGAAUUUAUCAUCAUGAUAAAUUCGGACGUGUUUAAGAAUUUACUCAUAUAGUAAAUUCAAAGGUGGAGCUCAUGUUGGAAUUUCGACGUUAGUAACUCCAGACGAAGUGCCUUUGCUCGGAACGUCGAAAUUCUCCUCAUAUUUUUCAAGUAGUUGCACCCAUACCAACGAAAUCUUGCAGGGCUGUAGCAAGAUCGAUAAUUGGGAGGGGGGGGGGGGUGUAUAUUCAUUCCCAACGGAUUUCUUUUGAAAGCGAUUGUUUUUACGGUAUGUGAACAUGAAUAUAUAUAUUACUAUUCAUCCCCCCCAUCUUGCUAUGUGGCCUUGAAAGCUUGUUCAAUAUAGGGAUAGUCGCAAUAAUUAUAAUAUUGAGUCAAGUUUAGAGAACAAAUCUGUGCACGACACAGUUCAAAACGUCAAACAAAGGUCUUCUAUAUUUUGUGACUUUGAUGCAUCUUAUCUUGACAGUUUGUACGAGUGCAACUCGUAUAACAGUUUGUAAACACAAUUUGUAUUUUAAAACACUUUAGGAAGAACGUGACGACGAAUUUCUUAAGUCUUUUGAAGUACAAUUAUACAAUUUAAAUCAACAACCCAGCAAUGAAGGAGGAUUUCUAAAAAUGGAAUUGGAUGGUGAUACUGGAUUGAAGGUCACUACAACUGGAUUUCAAAAGGAUGCAUAUA